AUGCCAGACAUCACCGCUACCGCCGCCGCGCCGAUCCUUGGCAAGUCGGGGAAGCGAAUCUGCUGCUCCUGCCCAGAUACUAAGUCCGUGCGUGACUUGUGCGUCCUGAACAACGGCGAAGAGAACUGCGCCGACGUUAUUGAAGCCCACAAACAAUGCUUGCGCGCCGAAGGCUUCAAGGUCAAAUAA
Molecule: messenger RNA, 189 nt
Organism: Aphanomyces astaci
Lineage: Eukaryota; Oomycota; Saprolegniomycetes; Saprolegniales; Verrucalvaceae
Exons: 1
Coding region: 1-189 (62 amino acids)
Cellular component (GO): mitochondrial intermembrane space
Molecular function (GO): copper ion binding; copper chaperone activity
Source: RefSeq, a predicted model, not a curated record